Cucurbita pepo subsp. pepo (vegetable marrow) is the source of this 1457-nucleotide messenger RNA. RefSeq names its product bZIP protein. The record is from RefSeq and is a predicted model, not a curated record. Gene Ontology annotation, biological process: regulation of DNA-templated transcription. Gene Ontology annotation, molecular function: DNA-binding transcription factor activity. Lineage: Eukaryota; Viridiplantae; Streptophyta; Magnoliopsida; Cucurbitales; Cucurbitaceae.
GCUGCUGCAUAGUUGAGUAAAUAUAGGAGUGGCCGCAAAAGCGGGUUUUGCCGGUGAUUUUGGAGCGACUGCUUCGAAGGGAAGAGAGGGAAUCUGAAUUUCUUCUUCUUCUUCUUCUUCUUCUUCUGAUUGAUGGUGUUUUCUUCUUCUAUCUGAGCAAUUACUGCUGCAAAAACGGCGAGAUAUGUUUGCCAGGGAAAUGUUUCCUUUUCAUAUUGUCCUUUUCGUUUCCAACCAAAAACUUAGCACUUUUAAAAGCUAAGAAAGAGGCUGAUGCUGAUGGGAAACUUGUGAUCUAGUCCAGUGCCUCACCAUGUCAACAAGGCAAACUCACCUUCCUCCUCGCUGUCCGAUUCAAAAGAGAACAACUGCGGGUUCAAUUAAUGGUUCGGUCGCGUUAUCCCCACCUGUUAAUGAAUUCUUUCUGCAUCGUGACACUCCUUCACAAAGUUCUGUGUUGGAGGAUGAGCCUGUAUGGCUUGGUGAACUAUUAAGCGACUGUGAAUCAAAUUCGAAAGGAAAACCACUUCGUCGCUCGGCUAGUGACUCUGUCACCCUUUUGGAUGGUCUUGCAGACUCGUUGAGGAGUCUUUGUAUUGAAAAAGAUGUGGAGAAUUCAGUUGACAAUGAAGCUUGUGAACAAUGGGAUCCAUCUUGCAUUUAUGGACCUAACUCACCUAGGAAAAAAUGCAGUUCAGAUUUUUCAAACUACAAUAUGGUUUCUGCAUUAUCGGAAUUUGUUCAUCUUCACCAUGCUACACCAGUGCACACAGAUAUUUGUUCGGUUGGCGAGAGCUCUUCUUCAAAGUUAAAUGGAGACAUUAGCGAAUCAGUUAGGGAGGUUAACUCUGAUGAAAACGCAGCAAAACGGCAUAACGGGCAGCGCUCAAGGGUUCGUAAGCUUCAAUACAUUGCUGAACUGGAGAGGAAGGUUAAUGUUCUCCAGACUGUAGAAUCACAGCUGGCAAUACGAGUAGCAUCACUGCUUCAAGAACGGGUGGCUCUAUCGAUGGAGAAUAGCAAAUUAAAGCAGCAGGUUGCAAGAGUUCGACGAGAAAAAUUGACUUCAGAAGGCAGACACCAGGUACUCAAGAAGGAAGUGGAGAAAUUGAAGGUUGUAUUUGCAAAACAGCAAGUCAAGAGCUCAUUUUGAGCCAUGUUCUCCCGAUUCGUUUCUCGGCCGAGUAGUCGGAGGGAAGACCGAACCAACCAUCGAAGGAUCAACCAUAGAAUCCAUGUGACUGAACUGCUUGCCUCCUGCUGCCAUUGGCAAUUAUUUUCUGCCAAUGAAAUGAACACUGAUCUGACCCCCUAGGAUAUAUUUGCAGGAAAAAAAAAAAAAAAAAAAAAAAAAAAAACUUGAACUCCUGAUCUUUCUUUCUCAUCUUUGCGGUCUCUCUGUGUUUGAAAAUGAACCUUUUGGAUUGGAGGAAGAAGGAAGGGUUUUGAAGUUGAAA